Messenger RNA from Aphanomyces astaci, 992 nucleotides. RefSeq lists its product as hypothetical. NCBI's taxonomy places the organism in Eukaryota, Oomycota, Saprolegniomycetes, Saprolegniales, Verrucalvaceae. The record is from RefSeq and is a predicted model, not a curated record. Bases 28 to 852 code for a protein of 274 amino acids. The transcript is spliced from 2 exons.
UAUAUUUCGAGUCCACAACGAACUUACAUGGAGAAGUUGGUAGCAGACGUCGCAGAUGCCAUUGGAGGGACCCUGAGCCCGCUUCAAGUCUUCCUGGCACUCGCAUCCGUCGUCAGCAUCCUUCUUGGGAGUGCAUGCUACGUGAUCUCCAUGUACAGCUCCCCCAUUGCGCUGCUUGUGUUUGGAUUCGUAGGGUACUCGCUGCUUCGCCGUCUCGUCAGUGCCUGUGGCAUCCUGUCCCCACAACCACACAUCAAGGUCCAAGCACCCAACACUAUUCGCUUCGUGUGCAUCUCGGACACAUAUGGGAAGCAUGAACAUGUGAAGCUUCCGCCAGGCGACGUCCUCAUCCAUGCCGGCAACUUUACUCGUCUCGGCACAGUCGACGAAGUUGAAAGGUUCAAUGCAUGGCUGGGCUCUCAGCCUUAUCGACGAAAGCUUGUCGUUGCUGGCCACCACGACAAUGUGCACCCAAUCGACUGGUCCAAGGUCCUCUCCCACGGCGACUACCUGGCGGAUUCGAGCGUCUCCAUCGAUGGCAUUUCCGUCUUUGGAUGUGCUUCUACAUCGUCCCAAGCCAUUCCGACACAUACCGAUGUCGUGGUGACCCACAUCCCUCCAUUCGGCAUCCUCGACAAACAGACUGUGGACGGCAUCCACAUCGGAAGCGAAGCACUGCUCAAGCAAAUUCUGACGACAAGUCGCCCCAAACUGCAUGUGUUCGGCCGCGUACGAGAAGGAUAUGGCCAAACGAUAGUCGGGACCACCACGUUUGUGAACGCGUCCUCCACCACACUGUGCCGCCAACCCGCCAACGCUCCAUGGGUGGUUGACCUCCCCACACCGGCCUAACUGGAGCGACUUUUGUACCAGCUACAGAUAACGUCGGAAUAAGUGGCCAUGUGGUACUUCGAAAUAGCACUUCAAAUUUGUAUUGGGACAAACUACUUCGAAAAGUAGAAUACUUAAAUCAAUACGAAAUUUUAGUACCA